Manis javanica (Malayan pangolin) is the source of this 6785-nucleotide messenger RNA. The record is from RefSeq and is a predicted model, not a curated record. NCBI's taxonomy places the organism in Eukaryota, Metazoa, Chordata, Mammalia, Pholidota, Manidae.
AUCCCUGGAGUAAACAGAGCAAACACUGCAUUGUAUCUGGACCGCAUGUCCAAUUUGAGGCACAAGGAAAGUGCUGGUGAUGCCCACAGGUCCUCCAAUGCGCACAUUUUGUGUAAUGACUCUGCUGAAUUCUGUGGCCAGGUAGUAUGUUUAUAAUGAUUGCUGUAUCUCAAGUGGAAGGAUUCCAUAUUGCCAACAUGUGUUGCAUGACGAUGAUGGGAAAAUUAUAUUAGCCAUUCCUGCUGCUAAAAUUAUAAUAUUCUCAUAAGCUAACAUGCCUUUAAUGUACUAGACAUUGUUUUAAGUGCCUUACAUGUAUUAUCUCAUUUGUUUACAACAGCAACACUAUUAUUAUCAUCUCCUUUUUGCAGAUAACCAAACAUAAUUGGUAGGAUGGAACAUACUAGCUUCUGAUACAAAGAGAACACCUGAAUUCAGAGCAGUACUAUUUAUCUAGGAUUCAAAACAACCACAGGUCAAUAAAUAAUCCACAACCACAAAACAGCCCCAGAGCUCCUAAUCAAAUUUUUAAAAAUUUCAGCUCUAAUGUUAGAAUCAUGUAGCCCACUUAAACACUGCAAAGUUUCUUCAUACACAUUCUCUUAUGUAAUGUUUUUAAUGUUGCUCUGAGUAUGACGGAAAAAGCAUGAUAAGACUCAUCUUGUUAGAGAAAACGGAGGCUCGAAGGUAGUGACUUGUCCAGAGUCCAUGCUCUCGUGGCAGUGACCACCCCCAAGGCAGCCCAGUGCUGCCCCCCAUUCCCUGCAGCACUGGCGGGGAUACCCUAAAAUAUCCUAAAGCUCUGGUUUUCACCUGAGGGUUGUUUUGUAAGCUUGUGAUUCUUUGGAAAGCUGACCUCUAAGAAAACUGUGUUAACUGGAAUCUUAGAAUAACUAGAUCCUUCUGCAUUUCUCAAUGAUUCUAUAAAAUCAGGGUUUUACUUGAGUACCCCCUCUAGUAUAACACCAAGGGCCCAGCUAAAGUUAGUAAGCUCAGAUUUUUCCAGAAUCCAGAAAAGCAGCAAAGCUCAUUUUUCUUUGUGUUCACGUUCCUUCUGGUUUUUAGUAUUGGAAGCUAAUGAACUGGUCUAACCUUUUAUAAUCUGGAUUCCUUUAGCACUAAGGUAAACCUAGCCUCGCUGCUGAGUAUAAGCAUCUUUACCUCUUUUCUGCUUCUUUCUCCCAUCCCGGUGGGAAAUCUUAGCAGGUGCUCCUGCAGACAGAUGGUUACCUUUGUAGUCUGGGGUGAGUGGAAGGCCCCCCUUAGGACCGUGAGGACAGGGCACAGUCAUAGCCUCUUCAGGAGCCCUGUUCUUUAGCGCAUUUUUAUUUCCUCCCAGGAGACCCUAGGAUGGACUGAGGCCUCAUUUAGUUUUUACCCACUGACUCGGGGCUCAUGAAUUUGCUUCUUUGACUUUCGGUGGAUAAUUCACUUUCUCAGAGUACAUCUGGGCCUCUUGGAUCCUCCGGAGGAGGGGCGGUUUGAGGAGGUCCCUGUGGUGUUUGAGGAUGUGGCGGUGUAUUUCACUCGGGAGGAGUGGGGCAUGCUAGACAAGCGGCACAAGGAGCUGUACAGAGACGUGAUGCGGAUGAAUUAUGAGCUGUUGGCAUCCCUGGGGCCUGCUGCUGCCAAGCCAGACUUGAUCUCAAAACUGGAGCGCAGAGCUGCACCCUGGAUCAAGGACCCCAACAGACCAAAGUGGGGAAAUGUUCAUCCUCCAGGGAAGAAGAAGAAAGUGGCUGUUAGAGAAGCAGACACACAACACUCGGCUUUAGAAUCUCCAUUGCUUCCAGCUCCUUCUGUGGAGACAUGUAUCUCCUACUAUAAUUCCAGCCUUUGUGAAGUCGAAGUAGAUGGACCAAGGGAAACCAAAAGGACUUACAGACCCCGUUCAAUUCAGAGGUCGUGGUUUGGUCAGUUCCCAUGGCUAGUAAUUGAUCCAAAAGAGACCAAACUCUUCUGCUCAGCUUGCAAAGACAGACCUAGUCUCCACGACAGAUCAUCCCGGUUAGUGCGAGGUUACACAGGGCCUUUCAAAGUGGAGACUUUAAAAUACCAUGAAGUCAGCAAAGCACAUAAGCUCUGCGUCAACACCACUGAGAGCAGAGAGGACACCCCCCAGGCUGCCCUCGUCCCAGAGAUCUCCAGUGACCUGAUGGCAAACAUGGAGCACUUUUUCAAUGCCGCCUACUCCAUUGCGUACCACUCGAGGCCCCUGAAUGACUUUGAGAAGAUUCUGCAGCUCCUCCAAAGCACUGGGACCGUGAUUUUGGGCAAGUACCGAAACCGCACAGCAUGCACGCAGUUCAUCAAGUACAUCUCUGAGACGCUGAGGAGGGCGAUCCUGCAGGAUGUCCGGGGCUCCCCCUGCGUGAGCGUGUUGCUGGACGGCUCCAUAGACGCCGCCGGCCAGGCCUGCGUGGGGAUCUACCUCCGCUACUUCAAGGAGACGGAGGUGAAGGAGGCCUACCUCACUCUGGCCCCACUCUACAGUGAGACGGUGGAUGGGUACUUUGAGACCAUCAUUUCUGCCCUGGACGAGCUGGACAUCCCUUUCCGGAAGCCUGGUUGGGUGGUGGGCCUGGGAACCGACGGCUCAGCCAUGCUGAGCUGCAGAGGAGGUCUGGUGGGGAAGUUCCAGGAGGUCCUUCCCCAGCUGCUGCCUGUCCACUGUGUGGCUCACCAGCUACACCUGGCCGUGGUAGAUGCCUGUGGGGGCAUCGACCUGGUGAGGAAGUGUGACCGGCACAUCCGAACCAUCUUCAGAUUCUAUCAGUCUUCCCACAAGAGGCUGAAUGAGCUGCAGGAAGGGGCAGCUCCCCUGGAGCAGGAGAUCAUCCGCCUAAAGGACCUGAACGCCGUCAGGUGGGUGGCCAGCAGGAGGCGCACGCUGAACGCGCUCAUCCUGAGCUGGCCCGCCCUGGCCAGGCAUCUUUACAGUGUGGCGGAGGCCGGAGGCCGGAGCGGGCACAGGGCCAAAGGCAUGCUGAAGCUGAUGAAGAGCUUCCACUUCAUCAAGUUCUGCCAUUUCCUCUUGGACUUCCUGAGCAUCUACAAGCCUUUGUCUGAGGUGUGCCAGAAAGAGCUCGUGCUGAUUACAGAGGUGAACGCCACCCUGGGCCGGGCCUAUGUCGCCCUGGAGACUCUCCGCCGCCAGGCAGGGCCCAAGGAGGAAGAGUUCAAUGCCGGCCUCAAGGAUGGGCAGCUCCAUGGCAUCUUCUUGGACAGGAUGGAGAUGGCAGAACAGCGGUUCCAGGCAGACAGGGAGAGGGUGAUCCUCACUGGGAUCGAGUAUCUCCAGCAAAGGUUUGACACAGACCGUCCCCCGCAGCUCAAGAACAUGGAGGUAUUUGACACCAUGGCCUGGCCAAGUGGGAUUGAACUUGCCAGUUUUGGGAAUGAUGAUAUUCUUGCCCUUGCCAGAUACUUUGAGCUCUCACUCCCCGCAGGAUACAGCGAGGAGGCCCUCCUGGAGGAGUGGUGGAGCCUGAAGGCCAUCGCCCAGAACCUCCCGUUCUCCAUGCUGUGCAAGAACGCCCUGGCGCAGCACUGCCGCUUCCCCCUGCUGAGCAGGCUCCUGGCAGUGGUGGUCUGUGUGCCGGUCUCCUCCUCCUGCUGUGAGCGAGGGUUCAGUGCCAUGAACCGGAUCAGGACCGAUGAGAGGACUAAGCUUUCCAGCGAGGUGAUCAACAUGCUCAUGAUGACAGCCGUGAAUGGGGUGGCAGUCACAGAGUACGACCCCCAGCCUGCCAUCCAGCACUGGUACCUGACCUCCUCGGGCCGGCGUUUCAGCCAUGUCUACACCUGUGCUCAGGUGCCACCCCACUCCCGUGCAAGGGCAGGGCUCAGGAAGGAGAGGAUGGGAGCGCUCUAUACGGAGGAGGCAGUGACCCAGAAGCAGGCCCUCCCAUCCUGCAGGGAACCAGUGGAGCUCCUGAAGGCCUGCAUCGCGGACCCUCCCGACAGACUCCUGUAUGCCCAUGCCAGCCCAGAGGCCCCCAAGCUGUCCUGAUAGAGAGCUCAUGGAGGGGCAGCAGUCCCAGGCUUGUCCUGCUCCUCAUGACCAUGGAGACAGGCUCUCUGCGGAUUCUAGGCUGCCCGAGAAGCUCCACUUUGGGGGACUCUUCAAGCACCAGUAAGUGGGCAGUGACAAGAUGGUUAAGCCCACAUCCCAGGGAGGCAGGUAAUCGGGAACGUGCAGCCUGUUGUACCAAGACUCUAAGCAGAGUGGUGAUUUCACAGCACUUAAAUAUGCAGAAAGGUUCUUAACUCAAGUUCAUUUUUCAGGUGCUUCAGGAAAUAAUCCCAUCAUCAAAGAUUUCACCCCAUGUUUUGGUGGCCAGAGGACUUUCUGAAGUAGGAGAAAAUGUUGGGGGCUGGGGUGUAAAGGAACCCCUUGUCCCCUGGACAGCUGGGAGCUUCUGGGAUCUGUCACCCUGGGAUUGUGGAGCCUUGACUUCAAGUGGGAGACUCAUGUUAGAGACUUUCUUUACCUCCUCCCGGGGCCUCCCUUUGGGAUGAGGCAAGCAAAAUGCCUUUGCACAGAGCGCUCAAGAAAGGAGAUUUGCAGCACCGGACCGCAGAGGAAGCAUCUCCCCGGAGGGAGCCUGCAGCUUCCCGCCAGUCACGGUGCUUGUGCUUCACCUGCAUCGUGCUGAGCCUGGUUUCCUUAGCAGCGGGCAAGACCAGGCCUGUACUUGGAAGGCUUGGGAUCUGGCCCCAGAUCUGCUGCAGGCAGUGGUUCAGCCACAAUUAAUCCUUGCCUCUUUUCUGUGCCUCAGUUUCCCUCUCUGUGCAUGGCAGCAGAGACUCCAAGUGCCUGCUUUCUCCCAGUCUGCCACAGGAUUAAUGAAUGACUGUGCGUCCAGCUCCCUGAAAGAUGGACAUUGGGCUGCACAGAGUGGACUUUACUGCCUUCAGCCCUUGUCCUUGUCCAUCGCCACUGAUGUCCUUAUUGUGGGAAGAGGUGCUCUCUAAACAUGCCAUCAUGUUUGGUCUAGACCACGCUUCCCAAGGUUGCUCUGGGGACCCAACCUAGGAAUCGCUGGGGGGUGCUUACUAAGUAUACUCCACCCCAGACCCUCUUGCUCAGAUUCCCAGGCCUGAGGCUCCAUGACCGGCUGUUUUCACGUGCCCAUUCAAGCUUGAGAAGCAACUACCCUGCAGGCAAAGAGGGCAUCCAGUGCUUCGAGCUUCCCGUGGGCCCUUGCCCUUUUCCCUCCAGGACAGCCUCGUUCUGGUAGGCUCCCAGGCUGCUUGUCCAGCUGGGGUGAUGCAGUGCCUCGGUCCCGCCUUCCUAACCAUUGGAGGAAAACCAGGGGAGGUUAGAGGAAAGGGUCCCUCAGCCCCUGCCUUACAUGUGUGUAGACAGGCAGGAAACAGUGCUCCAUUCUGGCUUUGCUUGCUGCCUGGCUCCUGGCUGUGGUCCCUGCUCAGUGCUGCAAGUCCAAGUGGUCUGGACCUUAACCAGUCUGUCCACUUCCCAUGCCUGAAGGUUCUGGAAGCCCCUGAGGUAUGGCAUCCAGGUGUUUCGCCGUAUGGCAGACUCACUGGUUCCCCGUGUUUCUGACUCCUUCCUGUCACCCCAUCCUCAGCACUCAGCCUUUGUCACUGCUUUCCUGUUUUCUUCAGCUUCCAGCCAGGAAUUCCAUUCUCACUUCUGCCUCUCAUUAUGCAGAAAAAUCUCUCUCCCAACCCCAAAGUCUGGGGUCUGAGGUGUACCACAGGCCUUGGAGCCAGGGUUCCGGCAGCAUUACUGUCCACUUGGCCACCAUUCAUGUAGGUGUCUGUGGGGAUUCUGGAGUCUGCCCUAGGCCAGGGACCAUGACUGAAUUGGUGGGAUGGAAGGGAGGAAGGCCCUUGAGAGUGGGGGAUGUAGCCGGGACCCUAGGGGUAAGCAUUCCGAAUUGAGGCAGCUUUCCUGCAAGCUGUGGCACCUUCUGUCCUUGAAGAAUCCUCAGAGCAAAAGUCUGGUCCAGAGAGCAACACUGUGAGUUCCGCACACACAGCUCCCUACACCAUGGGUCUAGGCCCUGAGGUGGAGCCCAGGUGGGGAUGCACCCUGCCUCCCGACAUCUGUGCCCUGAGGAAGUUGGCUUGCUUGGAAUGGGUGACUGAAAAUGCUGUUUUUCGUAGGGGUUUGCACUCACUACUCAAGUUUCUCAAGGAACUUGGGUCUGCCCCGGCUCCUCUUUGUCAGCUAAAGGCAGAGAGGACAUUUUUUGUAUAGGGCCGUAGGGCUGAGACGCAGUGAGCACGCAUUGCCCAGGCUGCCCUCUGUCUUGUUUCAGACCCCAAGGCCCAGAGAUCCCACAGUUGGAGAGGCUUCUUCUUUUUGCCUUACAAGAGAUCAGGCUGAAGGGUAUAGGGAAUAACUGAAGCAAGCACUGCCUUGGCCAGAGUCCUAGCCGCCUGGUACCUCCACCCUCCUUCCUGCCAGUAGCCUGGCUGCACCACUCACACAUCGCUUGACUGAUGCCCGCAGGGUCUGACUUUCUGAAUAACCAGCAUUAUGGCUGACAGCGCUUUCAGUAGCCAUACAGACCCCGGGGGAGGGGAUGGUCCUCAGCCUCGUCCUAGCCAGACAUGGUAAUGUGCAUCCCCUCCAGACCUUUCGCUCCUCUCUGAACCCCAGGUUGAGUUCCUAGGGUGCUAGGUAUUUAGCAAGACGUGUGAAGAUUGGCCAGUUCCCUCUUCCAGGCAUCUUGAGCCGAGGGCACUGAGUGAUUGGCCCAGGGAUGUCUUCUCUCGUUUCAAAGAUGUUCAAAUAAAGUUUUAAAACCAUG